Molecule: messenger RNA, 1299 nt
Organism: Darwinula stevensoni
Lineage: Eukaryota; Metazoa; Arthropoda; Ostracoda; Podocopida; Darwinulidae
Source: the annotation of a GenBank genome assembly
AUGAAAAGUUUGCUAAAUGCCGUCGUUGAUACGCCUGAACUUAGAGAGGUUUAUGCCCAAGUGCAACCUAAGUUGACAGAUUUUUGGACACGGCUGGGUCAAAACAUGGCUAUUUUUAAAAAAUAUCAACAGCUUGAUUCCCUGGCUCGAAAAGAUGACAUCGUUUUAGAUGCGGCGCAGCAAAAGGCGAUCCAUAACGCGCUGCUCGAUUUCCGCUUAAGUGGUGCUGAACUGGCACAACCUGAGCAACAACGCCUGCUGGAAAUUAAAACUCGCCAAGCAGAACUCUCUCGCAACUUUUCCGAUCAUUGUUUAGAUGCUAAUAACGCCUAUCGUUAUGUCGUGCAUGAUGCCGAUGAAGUGCUUGGCAUUCCUGAAGAUGCUUUAACACAAGCGGCUGAUCUGGCUAAAACACAUGACCAAACUGGCUGGAUGUUUACCUUGCAGUUUCCCAGUUAUUUCCCUGUCAUGCAAUACGCACAAAACCGUGCCUUACGUGAAACCCUCUACAAAGCCUACGUGACUCGCGCAUCAGAGCUUGCCGCUCAAUAUGCAGGCGGUGAGCUCGAUUGGGACAACACACCUCUCAUGAAAGAAAUCUUAGCUUUACGCCAAGAAGAAGCCCGUUUAUUAGGAUUUGACAACUAUGCUCAAUUAUCGCUCAAACCCAAAAUGGCUGACACACCAGAACAAGUGAUCGCCUUUUUGGAAGAUAUGAGUCAAAAAGCUCGUCCCUUUGCGCUCCAAGAUUAUGCACAAGUCGAAGCUUUGGCCAAAGACAUGGGUAUAGACACCGUGCAACCCUGGGAUCUGACCUUUGUCUCUGAGAUACUGCGUGAAAAACAAUACAGCUUUUCAGAACAAGAAGUUAAACAAUACUUUACUGAGAGCAAAGUCUUACAAGGGUUGUUUGCUACUGUCGAGCAACUCUUUGGCGUACGCCUUCAAAAAGCCGCAGGAACAACUUGGCACCCUGAUGCCCAUGCCUACCAAAUCGUCGAUCAACAAGGUCAAGUCAUUGCACAUUUUUAUUUAGAUCUCUAUGCAAGGCAAGGGGGCUAUGCAGCGGGGUAUUACAGUUACAAAUGGGCCGAAGUCUUGUCCAGCGAUGUUUUUGGAGCCUUUGAAGAAGCAGCGCAAAGUGGUGCGCCAUUGGUCAACCCCAGUGUUGGUGCCAAAUAUCGACAAGAAAUUUUGGCCGUUGGCGGUUCUCGCCCUGCCCUUGAAUCAUUUAUUGCUUUCCGAGGUCGCGAGCCAAGUCCAGAUGCCUUACUACGGCAUUCAGGAAUGGCAGCCUAA